AUGGCUUCGGCCUUAAUAAGAAAAGCAUUAAUUUCUAAUCCAAACGGUUUUCGUAAAGCUAUUGGAUUAUUUUAUAAUGCUAAUAGAAACCAUUGGAAUUAUCAAUACAAGCCAGGGCCAUAUCCAAGAACUCCUGAGGAGCGGGCUGCAGCUGCUAAAAAGUAUGGGUUGACUAUUGAGGAAUAUCAGCCAUAUCCUGAAGAUAUGUGUUAUGGGGAUUAUCCAAGAUUGCCUGACAUCGGUACAGACUCAAAAGAUCCAUACUAUCCAUAUGACUACCCAGAUUUGAAGAGGAAUUUUAAUGAACCAAUUCAUGCCAGACAAGAAAUAUUUGGGGAAGAUCGUUAUGAUAUUAGUAUGAGACCAAGGUUUCCUCUUUGGUAUCAAUGGAUGUGGUUCCUGGGUGUUGUAGGAGGAUCAUUUGCCCUUUACCUUUUCUUGGAAGACUACAAAUUCGGAAGACCAGUAACUGCUAAGCAGUAUCCACAAGAGGGGCCCCAUUAUCUGUUUUGUGCAAAGUAG
Parnassius mnemosyne (clouded apollo) is the source of this 522-nucleotide messenger RNA. Lineage: Eukaryota; Metazoa; Arthropoda; Insecta; Lepidoptera; Papilionidae. The record is from the annotation of a GenBank genome assembly.